AAGACUGUAGUAACUCAAAUUUUCCACUUUUUGAGUUACGAGCGCAAAACAAUAAAACAUAAUGAUAUCUUCCCCAGGAAAGAAUCGUAUCUCAGUAAACGUAGUUAUGCAACCAAUAUUACGUGUAAGAGUUUUAUAGUAUCUCCGAUUUAUGAAAAACAACCGUAGAAAAUCAUCGUAUCUUGAGUUACAAUAGUCUUCGUUGUUAUCUGAGGCGAUAGCAUAGGUAUCGUAACAUGAGUUACUACGGUAUUCUGCGUUAGUUUAAGGUUAUGUUCAAAAGUUUAGUUUUGUUAUAAUUGCCAUAAUGUGUUCCAGAAGUGAGUUAAUAUUGGAAUUAGCUGAGAAAGCGUAUAAAAACACUGAAACGGAUAUUUCUUAUCGUUCUUUUGAAGGUAAACAUAUUGCUGAAAGUAUUGUAGAAGAAAGCAAAUACAAAAAGGCGAAUGAGGAUCCUGGUGACCACGAGACUGAUAUUAAUCCUGAAUGUUUUACAGUAAGCUUAGAAGAGAAUGAAGCCAAUAGGAAUGAAAAUGAAAUAAUUGAGAAUGAAAGCGAUGAGGAACCAUUUCAUGCAGACUCUGAUACUAACCCAGAUUACAUUCCGACAGAAGACAAAAGCAUCCCUGAAGUAAUAAUUGAACCUAAUAAGAAUAUAACUGAAGCAACCACAAAUAGAAAGAGAAGAAGCAGAGGCAAUAUAGAGAGAGUAAGUAGGAAAAGAAUUAGAGACGUUAGUGAGUGGGCGGAUGAAAAAUCUAAAACAAGUCUAAACCUGGGACUUGAACAUGAAAAUCGAAAAGGUAUUCAAAUUAAAGGAAGACAGAUGGGUGCACCAUGCGCAAACACAAGUUAA
Diabrotica virgifera virgifera (western corn rootworm) is the source of this 856-nucleotide messenger RNA. RefSeq lists its product as uncharacterized. NCBI's taxonomy places the organism in Eukaryota, Metazoa, Arthropoda, Insecta, Coleoptera, Chrysomelidae. The transcript is spliced from 3 exons. The record is from RefSeq and is a predicted model, not a curated record. Bases 308 to 856 code for a protein of 182 amino acids.